Molecule: messenger RNA, 5647 nt
Organism: Menidia menidia (Atlantic silverside)
Lineage: Eukaryota; Metazoa; Chordata; Actinopteri; Atheriniformes; Atherinopsidae
Source: the annotation of a GenBank genome assembly
AUGUCGAACCAAGGAGCUAGGAGAAAUGGCCCAGUAAAGCUGCGGUUGACAGUCCUGUGUGCGAAGAAUCUGGCAAAGAAAGACUUCUUUCGGUUGCCAGAUCCCUUUGCCAAAGUGGUGGUGGACGGUUCAGGACAAUGCCACUCUACAGAUACUGUGAGAAACACUCUCGACCCAAAAUGGAAUCAACAUUAUGAUCUUUAUAUUGGAAAGGCAGACUCUAUAACCAUCAGUGUAUGGAACCACAAGAAGAUCCAUAAAAAGCAGGGUGCAGGGUUCCUCGGAUGUGUUCGCCUUCUGUCCAACGCAAUCAACAGACUCAAAGACACAGGCUAUCAGAGACUGGAUCUGAAUAAGCUGGGCCCCAAUGACAAUGAUACAGUGAGAGGACAGAUCGUAGUCAGUCUUCAGUCCAGAGAUCGGAUCGGGUCUGGGGGACCAGUGGUAGACUGCAGUCGUCUUUUUGACAAUGACUUACCUGAUGGAUGGGAAGAGAGGAGGACAGCAUCUGGAAGAAUACAGUACCUGAACCACAUCACACGCACCACACAAUGGGAGAGGCCCACCAGACCAGCAUCGGAGUACUCCAGUCCAUCAGGGCGUCCACUGAGCUGCGUGGUGGACGAGAACACGCCAGUGAUGACGCCUGUUAAUGGAGCUGUGGCACCUAGCGGCCCCACAGGCGAACAGCGGAUCCAGGAGAGGCGGGUUCGAUCGCAGCGGCAUCGGAACUACAUGAGCCGAACACACCUGCACACACCUCCUGACCUGCCCGAGGGUUAUGAGCAAAGAACAACUCAGCAGGGCCAGGUCUACUUCCUGCACACACAGACUGGAGUCAGCACCUGGCACGACCCACGAGUACCCAGGGACUUAAGUAAUGUAAACUGUGAGGAGCUGGGCCCACUGCCCCCAGGCUGGGAGAUCAGAAAUACUGCCACUGGUCGUGUCUACUUUGUGGAUCACAACAAUCGAACAACACAGUUCACAGACCCACGACUGUCUGCUAACCUGCAUCUAGUGCUCAACCCGAGUCCAAAUGGUUCCCGUGUGGCCAUGGACAGCCAAAACACUAACCUCAGCCACCCAACUCAGCUGAAGGACCAGGGUGGUCCUGGGGUCCCUCAGCAAGCUCUGUCACCAGCUCAGUUACCUGAAGAGGUGGAGUGCCUGACGGUGCCCAAAUACAAAAGAGACCUGGUUCAAAAGCUCAAGAUCCUGCGACAGGAGCUUUCUCAGCACCAGCCGCAGGCGGGCCACUGCCGCAUCGAGGUCAGCCGCGAGGAGAUCUUUGAGGAGUCAUACCGCCAGGUGAUGAAGAUGCGCCCUAAAGACCUCUGGAAAAGACUGAUGAUCAAAUUCAGAGGAGAGGAAGGACUAGACUACGGAGGGGUAGCAAGGGAGUGGUUAUACCUGCUAUCGCACGAGAUGCUGAACCCCUACUACGGCCUGUUCCAGUACUCCCGAGAUGACAUCUACACCCUACAGAUUAACCCCGACUCUGCUGUCAACCCUGAGCACCUGUCAUAUUUUCAUUUUGUGGGUCGCAUCAUGGGCAUGGCAGUGUUUCAUGGCCACUACAUAGACGGAGGCUUCACUCUGCCCUUCUACAAACAGCUUCUGGGAAAACCAAUCACGCUGGACGACAUGGAAUCCGUCGACCCCGACCUGCACAACAGUCUUGUUUGGAUUCUGGACAACGACAUCACCGGCGUCCUGGAUCACACUUUCUGCGUGGAGCACAACGCCUACGGUGAAAUCAUCCCACACGAACUCAAGCCCAACGGCAAAAGCAUCCCAGUGACGGAGGAGACCAAGAAGGAGUAUGUCAGGUUGUACGUGAACUGGCGUUUCCUUCAUGGCAUCGAGGCCCAGUUCUUAGCCCUGCAGAAAGGCUUCAAUGAGGUCAUCCCGCAGCAUCUGCUCAAAUCCUUUGACGAGAAGGAACUGGAGCUGAUAGUGUGCGGCCUGGGAAAGAUCGAUAUCGCUGACUGGAAGUCAAACACCCGUCUGAAGCACUGCACCCCUGACAGCAACAUCGUCAAGUGGUUUUGGAAAGCCGUCGAGUCGUUUGAUGAGGAGAGGAGGGCCCGACUGCUGCAGUUUGUCACAGGCUCAUCAAGAGUUCCACUGCAAGGCUUCAAGGCUUUACAGGGUGCUGCAGGACCUCGACUCUUCACCAUCCAUCAGAUCGAUGCCAACACCAAUAAUCUGCCCAAAGCCCACACCUGUUUCAAUCGGAUUGACAUUCCUCCCUACGAGAGCUACGACAAACUAUAUGACAAGCUACUGACGGCGAUUGAGGAGACGUGCGGCUUCGCAGUGGAAUGAGAGCCGAGUUGGAGAGUUUCCACAUAAACACGUGCAGCUGUGCAGGAUCCUGAUGAACUUCUUUCCACAGCAGCGCGCAGAUGGACUCGCUCAGUUCAUCCAGUCUUCCUCUUCCUUUUCCUUCACCGCUGUCCAUGUUCUCCCCUUAUUGAUUUCUGUUUGAACAGCUGCUAAAGGGUCGUCCUAUCAUUGUGUUUCUGGUUUUAGUUUGACAUCUCUGUUGUGAGUGGAUUUUUUUUUUCUCUUUAGUCUUAUUGUCAGGAAAGACUUUCCCUAUUGAUUGAGUUUGAAAACAUCAGCUUACAGUUCAACGUGUUACAAAAAAAAAAAAACGCUUUAAAGUUUUUCUCAGCCACGUAACAAACAUCUUCACUAUUUAGUUUCUCAGAUUUUUACUGACUGAUCCGUGUCAUGCUACUGAUUUGUUAACACUGCAGGUAGCCAUAUCUUUCCCUCAGCCACCAUCUAAACCUCAACCUGAACAGCUGGUCGCCGUGGCUGCACCGUUGGCGUUCUUCGUCCUGUUAGGAGUAACAUGAAUUCAUCCUACCUCAGUGUUAUGCUUCUAUAUUUGAAGGGUUUCAUUCUGAAAUGCCAUGCACCAUCGUUCAAGUGAUGAUUUAACCCGCUCUCAAAAAGCUUUUAAACCCUGAUUCAGAAUCGGUUUGUUUCCACCAGCAGUCUUUUCGUACCCGUAUAACCAUAGUGACUGAAAAGUGAGCGUAUCAUCCGGAAGUGGAACAGAACAGUACAGAUUCAUUCGGGAGCAUCCCUGAGGCUUUGUGGUGCUUUUGGGGACGGACUCUGGUGACGAAGAAGGUUUCUCUCUAGUGAUCGACGGCAGUGUGGCCACCUCUCUUGUAAACAUCUGUGUCUGUAUGCGUCUCCACGUGUGUACAAGUAGGCACAGUGCAGUUCACCUCCACCCACUCAGUAACCGGCGUCUCACUGCACAACUGAUUUAACCUCACUCUUAUUCUCACCUUUGUCUGCCCGUAUGUGAUAUCUAUCAAAGCUUUACCGGCUCACACGACGUCAGGACAAAUGUGAGAAAGGCACAUCUGUCCACAGAGACGGCGUUUGAUUUAAAAAGAAAAGGAUGAAAAAAAUCAGCGCAGAUGACAUUUCUCAGUCACGUCAUUCUAAGUUUCUUUCUUUCUUGUGACACUUAAGAGCACUUUACAAACUGAGCGCUGAUGACGGGAGUGCUUCCUUUCUGUUCGAUUGAAAUAUAUCAGAUUUCCUUUGCUUGCAUACACGAUAGAAAUACACGAAGUAAAAAAUAUCUAUAGACUUGUAAUUUUUUGAGUAUAUAUGUACAAAUACAUAGUUAUUUUGUAUAUUGUUGCUUGAUCCCUGUUCAGUUUAAAUGAAAGCAUGUUGAUGUCUGUCGCAGACUUCUUUGCAUUCUCAGGUGAAGCUGUCUUUUUUUUAAAUGUUUUCUUUAAUUGUCCAUACAAUACGCUUAUACAUGAGGAAACUAUAUUUUAGCAGUCCUGCCUCCAUCACAGAGUAAACUUAAAGCAGUUUUGAGUGACAUUUUGGUUUUUCACUCGGGAACAGAGACAUUCAGAGCUGAAUGCAGUGAGUAUUUGCUGCUCUGAUAUAGAUGACCGUGUAUUGUACACACCAGCAGUUUAUUUCAGUGGAAGUUUUAGAAGGAAUCAACAAAAUAUCAGAGAUGCAGUUUAGCUGCCGCUGAACCCCUGGAUGCUAUAAAAACUGGUGGUGAAAACUAAACUGAAGCGUCACUUAAAACCAGAGAGGCAGCGGGGUGGAGCUGCUUUUUCUCAAUCAGAGCCUCCAUCUAUUAAAACAACCAAAAAAGAAAAAAGAAAAAAAAUCCACUGCAUGAAUGGAUUCUAUAGAAAUAAAGUCUAUUUAUUUGCUUAAUUUUACUGUCAGAAAACCUUAUUUUUAACUUGGCAAAAAAGUAUCACAAUUUGUUUCACACUUUACAUUUGCAUAUAUUACCGCCUGCAUUUAUUUUCAACCAUUAAUCUUUUUUUGUUUUUGACACGAGACAAAACCAAACAAAAAAAAAACAUUGUAAUUGUGGUUCUUGUACAGCUGCAGUGAAUUCCUUUGACCAUUUCCAACUUCACUCUGAUGCAGAAGAAAAAUGCAGACAAAGGUAUUCUUUAUUUUCUCUUUUUGUUUGCACACAUUAUGCAUACAUGGCCUUGAAUUUAUAAUCCAACACUUCCUUCUAUUUACCAAAUAGUUAUUGGACUGAUGUUUUUUUUGUUGUUUUUUUUUUAUGUAGAUUUCAUAUACAGUAUAUGUACACCCACCCAUAAUACACACACGUAUGUUUGACCUGACCGUACAGUCCACUUCUUCUCUGUUCUUGUAUGUUUUCUGGCUGGUUCAGUCUUCAGUGUAGAAGUUUUGCAAUACCUAAAAACUUUCCCCCUGUUCCUCAGUUUAAAUGCCAGAAUUGAUCAGUCUUGAUGACGUUCCCUUUAAAUCAAGAUGUCUGUGAUAUGAACAGAUUUGUCUGUAUGAUUGGAAAGCCAACCCUGGUGGAGAAUUUGCAAGUCAGUGAUGUUUUAACUGGUUCCAGACAACAAGAAGCUGCCCCAAGCUUUGAACCGAUAAAACUUGAAGCAGCGGAAGUGUACUGCACACGUCUUUAUGUGAAGGCCCGAGGGGCCAUAAGGGUUUUUUUCUUCCAAAUUUUAUGUGCAAAUUUGUGUGUGAGUAUCAAUUGCCUUUUAAUUGAAAGCAAAACUAAUUGACUUUUUUUUUAAUGGCACUAUUUUUUUUUCUUUGGACUUCUGUAUGUUUUUGUAUUUAUUAUGACAGUACAUCUGGUUAUAGUUUCCUUAUCAGCUGCUCUGUGAGUUUGUAACUUGACACUUGUACAUAUAGACAAUAAAGACGCAAAGUGAGAAACUUCUUAUAGCCUUGCAGAAAGCUGAGCAAUAAAACUAUGCUGUUUGGACCUAACAGCAGUAUGUUUUAUAGAACCUAAUGUAUUACUGUUUUUUUGUCCACACUCAGAGACGGAUGGGUGUGUUCGCCGUGUUGCAUUAUGUUUGGCCUAAAGUCAUUUGGAUGCAUGUUUCGAACAAAUCUAAACACAAAAACAGUUCAAAUAAUACUGAAUGGCGUGGCAAGUGUUUACCUGCAAGGUUGCAGUCAAAGUCAGAGCCUGGAGCUGCUGUUGCUGCUCUGCCUUCCAUGCAGUGACACAAAGAUUUAAGAAAACAAACUGUUAAAUUCAGCAAGUUAGAAUGUUUUGGAAAAAUGUAUGAGAUUUAAAUUCGGUGUUCAUAAUUAAAACUUUCAGUUUAUUUGACCAUGAAUGUAU